Messenger RNA from Abrus precatorius (Indian licorice), 1768 nucleotides. RefSeq names its product probable LRR receptor-like serine/threonine-protein kinase At1g34110. The record is from RefSeq and is a predicted model, not a curated record. Gene Ontology annotation, molecular function: protein binding. The transcript has a single exon. Bases 467 to 1639 code for a protein of 390 amino acids. Lineage: Eukaryota; Viridiplantae; Streptophyta; Magnoliopsida; Fabales; Fabaceae.
AAAUAAACCUUACAUUUUAAGUUUAUCAUCUUUCACAUAUACUGUAGUACACAGCGAGUGGGGUGUGCAGUGCACCUCUAAUCAGAUGCACCUACAUUUCCAACAAUUUAGUCAACUGAGUUGUCCCCAUUGUUUUCCCCGCUUUAAAGCUUCCACACCACAGAAGAGAAGGAGGCACUUUCCUCCCUGCUCAUCAUCUUUUCCAUUCGCAGCAUCAUUUAAUAUUUAUCGCUUCUCGUAUUCAUUCAUGUACUUUCUUGCUUUUGAUCCCUGAAAAUAUCAGAAAUUGUACGUGAGACAUGCCCCUUCUUCCUUGAAAAUUGAAAUGCUACCACCAACUACUCGACCAAUCUGCCACUCCAGAGCCCAAACCGAUAAUGAUACAAACUAGUAGCUCCUGAGGGAUCAUCAAAACACGUAUUUGCAUCUCCAUCCACACAUAUCGCACAAGGUUUCCUUUUUCAACAUGCAAAACCUCAAUUUACUUUGCCUUACUAUAAUUUACCUUUCUCUAUUUCCCUUUCACACAAGCAACUCCAUCGUGCAAGCCCUCACGUUAGCCUCAGAUAUAGCAGCCUUGAAAGCCUUCAAGGCCUCAAUCAAACCCUCUUCCAUCACCCCAUGGUCAUGCCUAGCAUCAUGGAACUUCACCACCGAUCCAUGCUCACUCCCUCGCCGCACCCACUUCAUAUGCGGCCUCACCUGCAACCCUGACUACACCCGAAUCAAUCAAAUCACACUCGACCCCGCAGGUUACUCAGCCACACUAACCCCACUCAUCUCUCAACUCACUCAACUCGUAACUCUAGACCUCGCCGACAACUCCUUCUUCGGCCCAAUCCCCUCUUCAAUUUCUUCCCUCUCCAACCUCCAAACCUUUACCCUACGAUCCAAUUCCUUUACCGGUUCAAUCCCUCCUUCCAUAACCAACCUCAAAUCUCUCCAGUCUCUCGACCUUUCACAAAAUUCCCUUUCUGGGUCUCUUCCAAACUCCUUCAAUUCCCUCACCAGCAUCCGCAGAAUCGAUCUCAGCUUCAAUAAACUAACCGGUUCAAUCCCCAAACUACCACCCAACUUGCUAGAACUCGCGAUCAAGACCAAUUCUCUAUCUGGGCCACUCCAAAAACAAGACUUCGAGGGGUUGAACCAAUUGGAAGUGGUGGAACUAAGCGAAAACGCACUCACCGGAACGGUAGAGUCUUGGUUCUUUCUCUUGCCGUCGCUGCAGCAAGUGAAUUUGGCCAACAACAGCUUCACGGGAGUUCAGAUCUCGAGACCCGCUGGAGGAGGAAGUAACCUCGUGGCACUCAACCUCGGGUUUAACAGAAUACAAGGUUAUGCGCCCGCGAAUCUCGCCGCGUAUCCGAUUUUGUCGUUUCUGUCUAUUCGUCACAACUCGCUACGUGGCACGAUCCCACUGGAGUACGGCAAGAUCAAGUCCAUGAAGAGGUUGUUCUUAGACGGUAACUACCUCGUCGGGAAGCCGCCGUCAGAGUUAUUCGCCGCCGGCACGACGGUUUCCGGUAGCUUGGGGGACAACUGUUUACAAGGUUGUCCAAUGUCUUCACAGCUGUGCACGCCUGCACAAAAACCCACCUCUGUUUGCAAACAAGCCUACCGUGGAAGACCGAAACCGUAGUUUGUCGGUUAAAAAAAACAACUAAAUUAUUUUGAAGGUUGUUCUUAGAGAACUCCAUUAAUCUCCGAAUAAAAGAUGUAUUUGUAAAAUAUACAAUGGUAAUUAUAUUUAUAUAUUCUUAUGCUAUGA